CACCCCUGAAAUACCUACAUUUUUGUGGUGUGAUUUAAUUAUUUUUUCUGGUUCUUACCUAAAAAAAUAGAAAGAAACUGUUUUUAAAACCAAAUAUACUUUCAAAUACGUGGUUAUAAACUUCAGGAACUGUGUGUAUUAUGUGAAUGUAGUGAGAAAGUGUAAUAAACUGUUGUUGAUCAUCCAGUUGGAACCAUGGAGGUGUCCCACUCCCUCACGUUGAAUGAGGCCGCGUUGCAGCAGCUGCCGGAUGAUAAGAAGCCCCAUUUCAUAUUUGAAUGGCUCCGUUUUUUGGACAAAGUCCUAGUGGCUGCUCAUAAGUCGGACAUAAAAAGCUGCCAGCAGAAGUUAGUCGCGCAACUCCUAAACCUACUUCGCGAGUCGCUCGGCGCUCCGGCUCGUCGUCUACUCGCCCGAUGCUUGGCAACGCUGUUCUCAGUCGGCGACACGUUCCUGCUGUUUGACACUGUCAACAAGUGCAAUGACAUCAUCAAAGUGAAGGAUGACUCGCCUUCGUACUUGCCGACGAGAUUGGCCGCCAUCUGCUGCCUCGGCAGUAUGUACGAGAAACUCGGGCGCAUGAUGGGGCGGUCCUAUGAAGAGACCGUGGCCACGUUGAUCCGAUCUUUGAAGAGCGCCGAGUCCCAAACCAGGCUGGAGAUCAUGAAUACUCUUGAAAAGAUCUGCGUAGGUAUGGGCACAGCUGCCGGUAGUUCCCUGCGUGAAGUAUCACGCGCAGCGCGAACCUCUCUAUCCAGCGAACGCGCGUCUGUUGUUCGCGCGGGCGCGGCGCACACGCUGCGACGAUUGCUGCCGCUGAUGAAGCUGACGCCUGCUGACGUGGAUGCCAUAGCCGCUGCUUGCUUGAGAGCGGCCCACCCUAGCGACUAUGCGCUCAGAUGUGCCAUUGCUGAACUUCUCGGCGCUUUAAUGGCGGCAACACAAGCAGGAGAAGCUACAAACCUAAACAGUAAAUUGAAAGUCGGAGCUCAAUCAGUUCAACAAAACAAAAAGGAUCCGCCAAAGAACGUGGUGUCACUAGAAGAAGCGUUAAACUUACUGAUGGGCGCAUUCUUGAGAGGAGGCACUUCGUUCCUCAAGGGAGAAAUCAUCAAGUCUGGCUCGGGAGUGAAUAGGGAGGUCCGAGUUUGCGUGACACAUGCGUACGUGAUCUUCGUCCAAAACAUGGGUGGAGUGUGGCUAGAACGGAACAUGACGACGUUCCUAACACAUGUCUUGGACUUGGUGGCCAACCCGAAGGCAGCUAGCUCGCACGUCGACGCAGUUUAUUCAAGAAAGUGUAUAAACUACAUUCUCCGCAAUACACUAGGCUCCAUGCUCGGCGAGAAGGCACAAGCGGCGGCCUGUCGCGCGCUCGCUCACACGCUGCUGCAGCAGAUGGCCAGUAUCGACUUCAACCCCGAGAACGCCAAGGACUGCAACCAGGAAACACUAUUCAGCCAGCAUUUGCUUGUAUGCGCAUUGACGGAAAUAGGAGAGCUGUCUUUGCAGCUUGGCACCUCGGUGCAGAAUCUCAUCUCGGACACUUCGCUUAACAUGAUCAAUGCUAUAUUCUCUGUGCUAGAACAUCCUUGUGCAGCCGCUCGCCUUGCCGCAGCAAGAUGUGCACGAUGCGUAUGCGUUGCUCUCCCGUCGCAGUUAACGCCACUACUAGAUGCCUGUUGUACUGCGCUUGACGCGCCCAGGCCCACGCCGCACCAUAUUGCAGGAUAUUCAGCAGCGUUAGCAGCUAUACUCGGCGCGGUCCGUCUAUCGCGACUGGGCAUUCCACACGGGCGAGGAAAAAUAGCCUUUAACGCGGCGGAACAGCUGCUAAGAUCGGCUGGCCAGAGCAGCAGGUUGACCGCUGCCAGGAUCAACGCUGGCUGGCUUAUUGUUGGAGCUAUUUGUACUCUAGGAGUGCCAGUAGUGCGAGGCUUGCUGCCUAGAAUGUUGCUGCUAUGGAGAAACAGCUUCCCGCGUUCCGCUAAAGAACUGGAAUCUGAAAAAGCACGGGGUGACGCAUUUACUUGGCAGGUGACAUUAGAAGGUCGCGCGGGCGCGUUGUCAGCGCUGCACAGUUUGCUGAUUCACUGUCCAUCUCUGGUAAACAGUGACGACACGGCUAAGCGGCUGUCGCAGCCUAUUGACGGAGCCAUUGCUGUUUUGACCAACGUCGGCGGCGUAGUCCGCAACUACGGUGGAGCCCUAAAAGCCCCGGCGGCGCUCCUCCGCCUGCGACUGUACCAAGCGGCGGCAGCAUUAGCGCCCCACGCCGCCACCGCCCCUGCCGCACCUGCCCCUCCCGCGGCGCCCCUGUUGAGACUGUUGGCGGCUGAGAUCGCUGGCUCGGCUGAUCCUAGCGGAGCUAAUGUUGCUACAGGGCUCCUCAUGUCAGCAAUGCAUCCGCGCGACACUAUCCUACUUGGUGAAGAAUGCUGGAUCUAUGACACAGAUCACGCAGAAAUUGAAGAACAGCUAAUAUCGCCACUAAGCGCGCGCGGCUCAGGCGCCUUAGAACAUGACCCGUGCUGUGUGUACCGCGGCACCACGUCCCAAACACCGUCAUCGUCGGCUGCGUCGGCCGCCCAGCCUCUAGGAGUUGCGGUUAUAGACGCGGCGGUCGCUCUGUUCCCGCUCAUAUUCGCCAGGGCGGCUAACAAGCACAGGCAACAAAUGCUCGAACACUUCGCGGAAUGCAUCAAGAUGUCCAAAGGCCCGCGGCAAGAGGCGAUCCAAGUGAACGUAUACACCGCUCUGCUCCUCGCCUUGAGGACCUUGGCUGAGCAGAAGAGCUCUUUGGGACAGGAGGCUGUGAAAACUGUCGCUACUGAGUUGAUUAUUAGCGGCCUCUCAGCAACUAGCGCGACGGUUCGCGUCGCAGCCGCGUCGUGCGCAGGGCGUCUUUGCGGCUGUAUCACAGAGACUGAAGCCCAGGCAUUAGGCGACCGCGUGUUGGCUCUCGCACGCGCGUCACCCGCACGUCACACGCGCGCCGCCGCCGCCGCUGCUGUGGGCUGCGUGCAUCGCGCGCGUGGGACCGCCUCUAGCGCUGCUGCGUUACCGAUUCUGAGGACGCUGGCGCAGGACGCAGCCAGUGGCGAGUUGCAGGUGUGGUCAAUCCACGCGCUGUCAGUGCUGGCUGACGCAUCAGGCCCGAUGUUCCGCUCGCACGUGGAGUCGACGCUGCAUCUGGCCCUGAAACUACUGUUCAGUGCGCCGCCCUACUUGGAAGACCUGCACCGCAGCAUAGGGCGGCUACUGUCGGCACUGAUCACCGUCGUAGGACCGGAGCUACAAGUGUGCGCAGUGAGCCGCUUUGUGUGCGCGUGCGCAGCGCUCGGCGAAUGCGCGGGCGCGUGGGGCGGCGGCGGCGGCGCGCGCGCUGAAGCCGUGGGCUGCUUACAACAGCUGCAGAUGUUCGCGCCAGAACACAUUAGUUCGCAGCCGCUGGUGCCGCAGUUGUGUCGCGACCUAUCAAGCUCCGAGCUAGCAGUGCGCCGCGCCGCGUUAUGUUGUCUACGGCAAUUAUCGCAAAAGGAAGCCACGGAGGUGUGCAAAUAUGCACUGUUGGCUAAGGACCACGUGCCGGCGAGGCCUUAUUGUGGUGUAGUGAUAACAGAAACAGGUCUUCCCGGCGCUCUAUUCUCGUUCCUCGAUAUGGAAAGAGACAGCACUGCUCUCUCUUACGCUAAAGACACGCUGACAUGCUGUCUGCUGGCGGCGGCUGCGCAGCGCGGGCUGAAAGACUGGCUCGCGCUGUGCAAACGUGUGCUCACUGUCACUAGGGAGGACAGCAACAAUCCAGACACGGACUUAGAAGCAGAAGGCGACGACGACCAAGCGGAGUUCCACGCGGACUCCGACCAAAGCACCCACCCUGCUGUGCAGUCCCGCUGGCCUACCAGGGUGUUUGCUAUGGAAUGCAUCCAGAAGAUACUGAGCGCGUGCGAAGCCACCGGUGAAAGCGCGCACUUUGACCUUGUCAAAGCUAAAGAGAAACUACAAACUAAUCCAAACGGAGACUACCUCUCAGUGCAUCUAUCAGAGUUGGUUCGCAUGUCCUUCGUUGGCGCUACGGGCGAAUCGGACGCGUUGCGACUAUGCGGCCUGAAGACGCUUCAUCAUCUGAUACACGCGUACGCUCGCGCUCCGGAACCGGACUUCCCUGGGCAUUUGUUGUUAGAGCAGUAUCAGGCACAGUACUGAAGACGCUACAUCAUCUGAUAUACGCGUACGCUCGCGCUCCGGAACCGGACUUCCCUGGGCAUUUGUUGCUAGAGCAGUAUCAGGC
Molecule: messenger RNA, 4294 nt
Organism: Ostrinia furnacalis (Asian corn borer)
Lineage: Eukaryota; Metazoa; Arthropoda; Insecta; Lepidoptera; Crambidae
Product: HEAT repeat-containing protein 5B
Exons: 27
Coding region: 196-4209 (1337 amino acids)
Biological process (GO): endocytosis; retrograde transport, endosome to Golgi; intracellular protein localization
Cellular component (GO): Golgi apparatus; endocytic vesicle; membrane
Source: RefSeq, a predicted model, not a curated record